UGAUUCCGUAUGAGACGCCAUUUCCUUUUCCGUCCCCAAGGAGGCUUCGUUGUUUGUGCGGGGUCUCCAUCUUUCUCUGGAGUUGGAAAGAAAAUAAGUGUAAAUAAAGUGGUGAUAGGGGACGAAAUAAUCAAAACAUGAGUUCAUAUUUGCAAGUGGCUGAAGAUGAAAAUGAAGAACCCAUAGAGUUGCCCACUGAAGAAGAUGGCACUCUUCUUCUCACGACAUUGGCGGCCCAGUUCCCAGGGACUUGUGGAUUGAAAUACCGCAAUCCGGAGUCUCGUAUGAGAGGAGUUCGUCUUGUAGAUGGCCGGUUACAUGCUCCUGAUGGCAACUGGGGGAGUAAUAUUUACUUCUGCGUCUUUCCGAAGGAGAACAAAAGAAAGUCAGAUGAUCACUUGGAAAAUUCUACACCAAAGACUAAGAGAAUGGAAACUAAAAUGAAAUGUUCAGAUUUAAUUGUUUUGGGUCUACCAUGGAAAACUUCUGAGCAACAGCUACGGGAGUACUUUGAAUCAUUCGGAGAAGUCCUAAUGGCACAGGUCAAGAAAGAUCCCAAGACAGGACAGUCGAAGGGAUUUGGUUUCAUUCGGUUUGGAAGUUACGAGGCUCAAAUCAGAGUACUUGCGCAGAGACACAUGAUUGAUGGAAGAUGGUGUGAUGUGAAAGUUCCCAACUCUAAGGACGGCCAGAUGAUGCAGGUGCCAUGCAAGGUAUUUGUGGGCCGGUGCACAGAGGAUCUCCAGCAAGAUGAUUUGCGUGAGUAUUUCUCCAAGUUUGGUGAGGUGACGGACGUUUUCAUCCCCAAGCCGUUCCGGGCAUUUGCAUUUGUCACUUUCCUCGACCCGGAGAUUGCAAUGGGUCUGUGCGGCGAGGACCACAUCAUCAAGGGUAUCUCAGUGCAUGUGUCCGAGGCCGCACCCAAGAGCGAGCUCAACGGCGGUCGCUCUUACGGCGGCAAUCGUGGUGGCGGCGGAGGUCGCGACCACAACAUGGGCAGGCCGAUGGGAGGCAAUCACUACCAACAGCACCAUCACGGUCACGGCCAUGGCCAUGGGGGCGGCAAUAUGGGACCCGGCGGCUGGAACCAGGGUGGCCAUAACCGAGGCUCGAUUGAUAUGCCCAAUCUGCAGGCGUUGGGCAUCACUGGUCAGGGAGGCCAGGGAGCGCAAGGACAAGGACAGAAUAUGAACAACCCUUUAGGGAUGGGGGCGCUCAAUUUGGGCGCCAUGCCUAUGAAUACAGCUCUUAUGGCGGCAGCUCUCAACCAGGCGGGUUGGGGCCUCAUUGGCUCUUUACAGGGCAACCAGGGGCAGCCGGCGGGGGACCAGGGGCAGCAGGGGUUUGUGGGGCCCAACCAGGGCGGGGCGGGGUUUGGGGCCGGCCCACCUGGCGGUCCCCAGGUGGCGCUCGUGGUGGCAAUGAUUCCUGCCGCUGAAUCAUAG
This is a messenger RNA of Frankliniella occidentalis (western flower thrips), 1445 nucleotides long. RefSeq names its product TAR DNA-binding protein 43 (gene TBPH). The transcript has 5 exons. Gene Ontology annotation, cellular component: nucleoplasm. Lineage: Eukaryota; Metazoa; Arthropoda; Insecta; Thysanoptera; Thripidae. Bases 138 to 1445 code for a protein of 435 amino acids. The record is from RefSeq and is a predicted model, not a curated record. Gene Ontology annotation, molecular function: RNA binding. Gene Ontology annotation, biological process: regulation of gene expression.